Molecule: messenger RNA, 3230 nt
Organism: Labrus bergylta (ballan wrasse)
Lineage: Eukaryota; Metazoa; Chordata; Actinopteri; Labriformes; Labridae
Gene: slc4a1ap
Product: solute carrier family 4 member 1 adaptor protein
Molecular function (GO): protein binding; mRNA binding
Source: RefSeq, a predicted model, not a curated record
CAGUCGCACCAACUAAACAUGGCCGCCUCCGCGCAGUCAGACGUGUGUGAGAAAAUUACGAAUGAAGAAAUGAAUUCCGCAAUGGAAACCGGCGAGUGCUCGGAAAAGGAAAAGGGAGGAGAACAAGACAAGAAAGACGUGAACGUAGCUGAACCGGAAACAGAGGACACUUUUAAGAAGCCGACUCUUUUCUCCGCUCCUUCCCUCACCAGCAAACGAAGCACAAACAAACACACAACAACAGAAGCACAAACAAAAGGUUUGACAGAAAACAACAAAGCCGACGUUGUGAAUACUACUAGUGAAGACUCGUCGUGUCCUGUUAAUGAAGACAGAGUCACUUUAAAAGCCCAAGAAGAAGAAGAAGAAGAAGAAAAGACUGAGGCUCCUGUCAGAACCAAACCGGAAGUUAAACCCCGGGUUCUCCCAAAAGGUCCCCCAGCUGGUAAAUUCCCCCCUAUCCCGUACGCAGAGCCGCCCUGGGGGGGCUCAGCUCCAGAUGCUCCGUAUUCUCUGGAGAUCUUGAAAAACGGCACCAUAGUGGACACCGUGCCCCUCACAGAGAGGAGCUACUUCGUGGUUGGACGUUUACCUGUCUGUGACGUUUCUUUGGAGCACCCCUCCAUCUCCAGGUACCACGCCGUGCUCCAGUACCGGAGGCAGGCCGGGGGGGAGGAGGGGGAGGAGAGUGUCGGGGAGGAGAGGGGCUUUUACAUCCACGACCUGGGCAGCACACAUGGCACCGUGGUGAACAAGAACAAGAUCCCUCCAAAGACCUUCAUCAGAGUGCGCGUGGGACACGUGCUGAAGUUUGGUGGGAGCACGAGGCUUUUUAUCCUGCAGGGUCCAGAGUUUGACGAGGAAGAGGAGUCCGAGCUGUCGGUGACGGAGCUGAGGGAGCGAGCCCAGAAACAGAAGGCAGAGCUGGAGAAGAGGAUGCUGGGAGAUGGACUGGAUGAUGACAAGGAGGAUGAGGAGGAGGAGGAGAAGGAGGAUGGUGAUGAAGGAAAAAGCAACAAGGGCCGGAGCAAACAGUCAACAGAUGACUCGGGCUGCUCGUGGGGAAUGGCUGAGGAAGCUGCACCAGAGGAAGAUGAGAACGAGGAAAACCCUUUUUCAACAGAGUUCCAAGAGGACCAGGAAGCUGCGUACCUGAAAGACCCAAAGAAGGCUCUGCAGGGCUUCUACGACAGGGAAGGAGAGGAGCUGGAGUUUGAGUAUGAGGACAAAAGCCAUGGCAGCUGGCUCUGCAGGAUAAAGCUUCCAGUGGACGACGCCAAGGGCCGACAGCUUGUAGCCGAGGUAACCGUCACGGGGAAGAAGAAGGAAGCAGCCAUCCAGUGCUGCCUGGAGGGUUGUCGUAUGCUGGAGGCCAGAGGGCUGCUGCGCCAGGAGGCAGUGUCCCGUAAGCGGAAAAAGAAGAACUGGGAAGAUGAGGACUACUACGACAGCGAUGACGACACGUUCCUGGAUCGAACCGGCACCGUGGAGAAGAAGAGGCAGGAGAGGAUGAAGAAGGCGGGCAAGAUCGAGGAGCGGCCUGAGACCUACGAGUCAUUGGUGGCCAAACUGUCCGAGGUGGAGAGAGAGCUGGCAGAGACUCAGAAAAAGCUGAGUGGUGGUAGAGGAGACUCCUCCGGCUCCUCCACAGAGGACUCGCUGGACGCCUUCAUGACCGCCGUGCGCAAAGAGGCGACGAUGGAUGCCGUGGAGCGGAGGAAGCUGCACGUGCACGUGGCGGACUUGCGCAAAGAGGCUCAGAGGCUGCGCAAACUGGUCGAGCUGACGCGACCCGCCCAGAUGCCCUCGCUGGUGCCGAGUGGAAGCUCGGAGCAAGAGAAGCCGAAGAAGACCUUGCCGCUGUUUGGAGCCAUGAAAGGAGGACGCAAAUUCAAACUGAAGACGGGCACCAUUGGGAAGUUGCCUCCUAAGCGCGCCAACUUGCCCGCGGAGCUGUUCAUCAUGAAAGAGCUUGCACCUGCUGGAGAGGAGGUAGAAGAAGAGGAGGAGGAGGAGGAGGAGGAGGCGGGGAAGAAAGCCAAGGGGAACGACGAUGAAGACUGUGAAGAUAUUACCGACAUGAAUGUUGACUGCGCAGAGUCCAGUGCAUCCACGUCUGGAGACGGCUCUCCCACAGGACGGCGGCCGGCAAAGUCCCAGAAGCAGAAAGAGCAAAGCCACAAACAGAGGAGAAGUCAUGAGUCUGCAGAAACAGUGGAGCAGCUUCCUCAGAUCAGCAGCAGCAAGAACAAGACUGUGGUCCCGUCCAGUUCAGAGUCCAGGGCAGAAGCUGACACAGAGCCUGCAGCAGAGCCAAGACCUAAAAAGAACGUGAAGAAGAAAGCGAUCGGUCCCAGCAGGCCACCAGUGCAGCUCUCAGGACAGUAUCCAGAAGAUGACCCAGAUUAUUGUGUCUGGGUUCCUCCAUCAGAUCAGAGCGGAGACGGCCGCACACACCUCAACGACAAGUACGGCUAUUGAGCUCUCGUGUGUCGACUCCAUCAGCUUUUAUACAGCAGAUAAUACCUGCAACACAAAAGCCUCCUGUCUACUACACUCUAACCUUUAACCCCCCUCAAAGCCAUCCCAGUCCCCGUGUGUUUGUGUUGACAAGAAGAGACUCAGACACACCGGGACUUGCAGAGAUACUAUCUGCUUCUUUUAUUUAUCAUUUGGGGGAUAUUUGCAUUCUGGGAAAGCAAUCUAUUCCACUUAACAUUAAAGUGUGCAGCCUGGGGAAUUACCCCCCUCAGAGCACUGGGCAGUCAGCCUUCUGGCACUCCCCCCCCCCCCCCCUCCACACUGAUAAUAACAGAGAUGUGAAGCACAUGAAUUGUGUUCUUUUUAUUUGUAUGCUAUAUCAUUCAGGCAGAAAAUAGAAAGGGACAGAGCGGGAGUGGUCACUGAUCUGAAUUCAGCUUUGUGCUCUCUGGCUGCUCCUCUUGCAGUUAAGUCCACCUGACAUCCAAUCUGCAUCGCUCCCCUAUUUGGCUUGAGUCGAUCGCUGGCAUCACCUUUUCUUUUCCUCCAAAGCAGAGUGUGUAGUAAGGAGUGAGAGAGAGAGAGAGGGAGAGCAUUGAAGCAGCUUUUCUGACCAUCUGGACACUUGGAUGGCUUACUGGAUGAAACGCAAGCUGAUAAUGACUCAAGCUAAGUGGAGUGUGUGUGUGUGAGUCUACGAUGACACACACUUACACACAGCCCAACCUUCUCGAAGUUCUCUUUUUAAC